Molecule: messenger RNA, 4064 nt
Organism: Ctenopharyngodon idella (grass carp)
Lineage: Eukaryota; Metazoa; Chordata; Actinopteri; Cypriniformes; Xenocyprididae
Gene: entrep1
Product: family with sequence similarity 189 member A2
Cellular component (GO): membrane
Source: RefSeq, a predicted model, not a curated record
UUUAUUUCGUAAUAAAGAUAUGGAUUUCAUUCUCAAAAAUCUUUCGCAACAAAGAGCAAGUAAAUGUGGUACUUUUUAGCAUUACAGAUUACGCAAUACAAUGCUUCAUGUUCAACACAAAAUAUGACAAUAUAAUUGCACACUCUCGAUACUGUCUUUCUUCACACUCGCGGAACAGAGAGACUCGCGGGUGUGUGUGUGUGUGUGUGUGUCUUCCCACGCACCCCUCCCCCGCCUCUCCGCUCGCUCUGCCCAAAAAAAUGUGAAACCAAAUCCGAGCAGCAGGUCACAGAGCCUAGUUAUUUUAAAACCCAAUACUCAACUACCUCGACAGGACCAUGGAAGUAACGCGGAACGGGCAGUUUAAAGAGAUAACCGUCGCCUUGAGAGAUACAGAGUAAAAUGAGGGAGCGCCACAACGCUCGUUUAAUGUGUAUUGUUGUUUGGCUGCUCGUGCGUUUCCAAUGUCUCUGCCCGUAGUUCUGCCUGGAUCUUGUUGUCGUUUAUCAGGGGCUGCUCUGGCCCAUCAGCUCGCAAACGUAUCUUACAGAAGUCGCAGCCGCUGUGUGUCCGCUCUUCCGUCCCGUAUGUCUGGAUCGCAGACGCGGAUCAUUCCGGCGCUGCUGCCCGCACGCCCUCUGCUCUCCCUCGGCUUGCUGCAGCUGGUUCUCGGCUGCUCCAUGGUGGCGCUCUCUUUCGGGGCUCUGUCCCUUAGCAACUCGCCCCCUAUUAGAAACUCCUGUCCGUUUUGGGCCGGGUCUUCUGUCAUCCUCUCUGGGAUUAUAGGACUAACCACAUGGAAACGGCCAAUGCUACUGUUGGUGAAUCUGUUUGUAUUGCUGUCAGUGGUCUGUAUCCUGCUAAACCUGGCAGGGUUCAUCCUCUGCUGUCAGGGGGCUCAGCUGGUCUCCAGUACCAUUAACUGCCAGCUGAGUGAGCAGGGCGAUCUCUGUUACUGUUGUUCAGAAACUCCGAGCACUCAGUGUCAAGAGGAGAAGCUGAUUAAGAUCUACGCAGGUCAUGCAUGUGGCACAAUGAGAAUCCUGCUCAAGAAAGUGCUCUUUGCUCUGUGUGCACUGAAUGCUUUGGCCACAGCUGUGUGUCUGGUUGCUGCUGCACUCAGAUAUCUCCAGAUCUUCUCAACCAGACGGCCCUGCAUGGAAGAGGCCAGGCCUGUUCCAGAGGAAGUGGAGGAGCAAACUCAUCUUCCUGACCCUGAUGAAUUUGUAGCUCCUGCACCUCCCCCUUCAUACUUCUCCACCUUCUACUCUUACACCCCUCGCCUGGCUCGCAGGAUGUUUGGUGACGGUAUGAUUCCUCUCCCUCAUAUAUACGGUGCCAGAAUUAAAGGAGUAGAGGUCUUCUGUCCUCUAGACCCUCCUCCACCUUAUGAAGCUGUUGCAUCACAGCCAGCAGCUCAGGCCCAGAAUACUGAGGUGCAAAUGACCGAUCUGACCGAGGUCCUCACAGAGAGUGCAGAGACGGAGAUGCCCAGUGAUGACCGAAGCUGUCAGACAGCCAUAUUGAGCCCCACACCCCCGAUACAGUCCAGACAGCCUCACACCGCAGUCUCCUCCAGCAGAAAACCUCACAGAACUCGCCUCCGCAGGUCCAACAGUGACCCCGUUCUGCUAGACCUGACUGCCAAAGUAAUGAGUUGUGAAGCAGCCACACAGACAGAAUUAGGCUCUGGUCCAGCGUCAGUGACUGGAACAGCGCAUGGGACGGUUACGCUACGACGGGGCCGUGGCAAACGGAAGCCUCGACCCAACUCCAUGGUGGAUUACCAGAACUAUAAAGACACAAAACUGCUGGUGGCACGCUUUCUGGAGCAGUCCUCAUGCAGCUUGACCCCUGAGGUACAGGAGCUGGUCAACAGCAUCAAAACCGUGCUGCGCUCCGAUGAGGAACACAUGGAAGAGGCCGUUCGCUGUGCCAGCUUCAUUGAUCAGGCCAUCACAGUUUCAGAGGUUGCCCCAGCUCAAUCCACCCUCCACAGAAAGGUGCAGACGGAGCUCACCUCAAACACGCUGCCGCUGCGCAAACGGCCCGGCAUCCUUCACCUGCGCAGCUGUGGCGAUCUCAGCUCCUUCACCUGGGCACAGCUGCAGACAGGGCCGGAGCGCAGGACAGGCACUCAUUCUCGAACUAAUUCCAGGAUGGGCUCUCGGGCAGGAUCCCGCCGCCUGGAACAGGAACGCCCACACAGCCUUAUAGGAGUCUUCCGAGAAACUGUCCUCUGAGUGACGUCUCAAACGGACUGUAUAAGCGUGGAAAGAGAGGAAACAGACUCUGCCCCAGUCGGGUGAAGGUAUAAUGAACACCACAAUUUGACUGAAGAUAUAGAGCACAGAUGAUUUCGCUUCAUUUUUAAAACAUAUUUGUUUUUGUUUUCAGUGUGUAUACUGAAUAUUAUUCAUUUUUAAUUUUACAGUUGGAAUUCCAGCUUUUGCUUGUUUUUAUUUUUUCACAUUAUUAUAAUAAAACACUGGGGAAAAAAAAAAAAGUUUAUUUACCAAAUGCCCUUGUUCCUCAUGUAAAAAUGAUUUAAACAUUUAAAAAUGUGAAAAAUACAAUAUUAAUAAUCAUUAUAUUAAGAGAAACAUGCAAAUGUAUGAAUAUAUUUAGCUUAUGUGAUGUGGAGAAUUACUCAUUGCUGAUUAAAUCAGUAUAUUGUGAGGUAGAGGAUGAAUUUGUAAAUUUUUUUUUUUUUAAUUUUAUUUUUAUUUGACCAUUCUGAAUAUUAUUAUUUCUCCCAAGAUGUUUUUCAGAGAUGUACUGUGCAUUAUUACUGAAUAUGAGGAGGCUCAUCUGAAUUGUAUGGGUUAAACAUACUAUCCAAAUUCCCACAAGAUUAAACAUGGUUUUAAAAAUAUUUUGUCUGUUCAAAAUAUUGACAUUCGAACAUGUAGAAUAAACUUUUCUAAUUAUAUGCUACUGUUCAGAAGUUUGGUGCCAAAAAGAUUUUUUUUAAAAGAAAUUAAUACUUUUAUUCAGAAAGGAUGCAUUAAAGGGACGGUUCACCCAAAAAUGAUUAGAACACAUGCUCUGACACAUUUAGCUUUGGUGCUCAAGUGGGUGAUUUGAGUUUGAAUCCAGCUUGCAACAUUUAAAGGGAUAGUUCACACAAAAAUGAAAAUUGUCAUCAUUUACUCACUCUCAAGUUGUUCCAAACCUGUAUGAAUUUCUUUCUUCUGUUGAACACAAAAGAUAUUUUGAAGGAUAUCGCUAACCAUACAGUUGAUGUCCCCAUUGUCUUCCAUAGUAUAGAAAAAAAAUACUAUGGAAGCUGUUUGGUUACCGACAUUAUAUUGCCGACAAAAUAUCUUCUUUUGUUGUUCAUCAGAAGAAAUAAACUCAUACAGGUCUGGACCAACUUGAGGGUGAGUAAAUUAUGACAGAAUUUUCAUUUUUGGGUGAACUAACCCUUUAAAUUUAUAAUUUAAAUUUUAAUGUUAUAAAAGUUUCAUAUUUCAAAUACAUGCUGUUCUUUUGAACGUUCUAUUCGUCAAAGAAUCCUAAAAAAAUGUAUCUACAACAUGGUUUUCAUAAAAAUAUUAAGCUGCACAACUGUUUUCAACACUGAUAAUAAUAAUAAAUGUUUCUGGAGUAGCAAAUAAGCAUAUUAGAAUGAUUUCUGAAGGAUCAUGUGACACUUGAUGCUGAAAAUUCAGCUUUGCCAUCACAGGAAUAAAUUGCAUUUUAAAAUAUAUUAAAAUAGAAAACAGUUUUUUUAAAUUGUAAUAAUAUUUUACAAUAUUACUGUAUUUUUGAUGAAAUAAAUGAAGUCUUGGUGAGCAGAAGAGACUUCUGUAAAAAGAAACAUGAAAAAAAUCUUACCGACCCCAAACAUUUGAACAGUUUUGGAUGAUGAUCAUUAACUGAAAAUCAUGCUGAGCUUGUGCGAGAUGAAAGAGACAUUCUAGUAGUAUACGCUCUCAGUAGUUGGUUUAAUGUUGUAAAUACUGUUACAAACAUUCCUGCUAUGGUAAAGGAAUGUGUCUAAAUAGUUCAAUCACAGAGAAGCUAGCAAAUAAAUAAACAUUGCUAUUGCUUUACAGAAA